This is a messenger RNA of Triticum aestivum (bread wheat), 1209 nucleotides long. RefSeq lists its product as uncharacterized. Lineage: Eukaryota; Viridiplantae; Streptophyta; Magnoliopsida; Poales; Poaceae. The coding region runs from base 85 to 516 and encodes 143 amino acids. The transcript has 2 exons. The record is from RefSeq and is a predicted model, not a curated record.
AGUCCAGUCCAGAAGAACGGCCCAACCGCGCAUCUUUCCCCUCCUCUCCCAAGGAAAUCUCCAAGCCCUAGUGCCUUCCCCGUCAUGGCGGCCGGACCACAGCGCUCCUCCCCUCCUCCGCCGCCACCCAUGCCGCCUGGACGCCGCCACCGCGACGACCAACCAGAGCGCUGGGUUGAAGACUCUGACUCCAAACGCCCCGAGGAAGAUCAACAAACGCCCACUCCAAACCCUGGACCCUCCCCAGCGCAUGAUCUGCAGCUGGCUCAAAGGUGUGAGGCGACAGAUAUCUUGGAAGAAUUGGAGCUCAACGCUACUCCCUCGUUGUCUUCAUGCGUUUCUUCUUUGACGCCUACUGGUUUACUUAUUAAAUAUUUUGUCAGAGUUGAUACGGAGGGAUUUUUCCAUAUAUAUCCUGAUCGAGGUGGACCAUUUCAGAGUUUAAAGGAAGCUCAGCAAGCUAUUGACUCGUAUCAUGUUGUUGGACUAAUAAAUAGCCUUCCCACAUUCCCAUGAUAAAGAUGGCGCUAGCUAGAACAAUGUGUUUUUAGCUAGACACACUUAUUUGGGGAUCCAGAAACAAAAGAGUGAUUUUACUUUUCAUGGAAAAAAAUGCGCUGAGAACUUGGUCUUAUAAGCAUGUAGGUAGUUCAGUUUUGUUUUGCCUUUUGUUGCUUAUUACUACGUAGCAUGAGUUGUGUCAUUAGCAGUGCUCUAUAUGUCAACUAGGUGCAUGGAUGGACUUUCAUCUCAUGAGAGGUCUGUGCGGUAUGCUUUACACUGGCCUCAUGAUGGCACAAGGAGAAAUUCUGCAGAAGCCUUCGCUGCCAUGAAGACCCGUCGCCCUGUCCGAGAAGUUGUCAAAGCUCUAUUGGACAAGUACAACGAGGACAAUGGUCGUAUGGGGGUAUGCUCUCCCCCUCGCCCACUCUCUCUUGACUUUCUCGUUUGCAUGAUUCGAGUGCCAUCAUAUUCAUGUCCUUACUCCGUACUCAAUUUUAGGAUCUUGCAUAUGAACUAGAAGAAAUAGUGAGAUAUAAACCAUGUUUUGACGGGAAAGGCUGCGCUUAUAGGUCAUAUUCACAUUUGAAUAUGACCAUGAAGACUAAAGGAGCUGAUGAUCCUCGUAAUAAACUGUAUUUUGCUGAGGUCACCUGUAUGAGGGACGAACAUGAAGGGUACCUGCUCACCUGUAUCUCCACAGUUGAA